AUGAGGUGUCAACUACUUGUAGAUAUGAGUUUCCUCUACUUGUCGUUCUCCCUUGUUCUCGUACAGGUCAUCGCAAACUCGACAAGGAGCGAUAACAUAGUUCUUAUUGGGCAUAUCGGAGCGAUUGGCGCUCUGCCAAAUUAUGAGAAGGUUCUAGAGCUCUCCAGAAAAGAGUUGUUAGAGGAUGGAACUCUUGGAAAAGAUUUUGACAUUGAAAUAAUCUCACGAAACGGCUGCGGUGACGCUUUAGAAGGAGUGGCAGCGGCGGCUGAUCUCUAUCACGUGGAACAUGUGACCACAUUUUUGGGACCAUACUGUACCGAAGAGAUGAUUGCUGUGGCCACAAUGGCAAACUAUUGGAAUAUACCUAUUAUUGCUUAUAUGGCUACAGCCAACUCGCUGUCAGACAAGAAGAUCUACAAAACACUGGUCCGUACUUCUUUGAGAACCAUGAACACUAUUGCUGAGUCAACAGCUGCUUUUGUUAAACACUAUAAAUGGAGGAAGGUAACAUUGGUAUCAAACAUUGGUGCUUCCGCUUACGAAAAAAUUAUGGCCUUCGAGCCAGUGUUGAAGCGGCGUGGAAUCACAGUCACGAAGAAGAUACUAUUUGAAGAGUCUGUUAGCGUUCAGGAUAUGCUUAACGGUGGUCAAAUGGAAGAAAUCACUUCAAAUUCCAGGAUCGUUAUCGUGAUGUUCUCAUCGGCACAAGACUUGACAGCGAUGUUUCGGGAGGCAACAGUUAAGUACGGGCUAUCGGAGACGGAAUAUGUUUUCAUCUUUCCAUGGCUGCAGGAGGGAGCCAACGGAGCCUCCCCGUUUGUUGGAAGUGACAGUUCCAUUCUGGAGAAGGUCAAAAAGACCUAUACGAAUUGCGUCUUGAUCGACGACACUAACGGAUUUGAUGACCGCAUGAUAACACCGUUUGUGGAACGUCUACGUACAAUCGGACUUGACGAGAAGGAUAUAGAUCUGAGCAAUAUUUACGCAUAUAUUGCGCUUUUUGACGCCUACAAAAUGUUUGGCACCGCUGGUCGUCGUAUUCUCAAAGAAACUGGGAAGAUAUCUUCUGUUAUUGAUGGCAAGAAGAUGUGGAAUACGAUGAGGAGAAUGACAGUUCCAGGUAUGGUUUCUGAUGCUGGUGUCGGGAGUGGAACUGUAAUGUUAGACGAUCUUGCUGAACGAGUCCCCUAUUACUCCGCCUUCUUUGUUGAUGGAAAUAGAAACCAGGUAACUCCGUUUGCGAAUAUGGCUCCUAUGAUGAUUGCGAACUGCGAUGGGCUGAAAACAGGCACUGGAUGCUUCGAAAUAAAUGUCACCGAAGUGCUGUCAUCGUUCUGGCCGUCAACUGAUGGACAGUUUCCAGUAGAUGAACCUGUAUGUGGAUUCAGGGGCGAGAAAUGCGACUAUACAUUGAUUAUUGUUGGAAUUUCGGCAACAGUCUGUGUUAUCCUUGCUGCAAUAGGAGCGUGGUGUCUUCGUAGAUAUUGGUGUGCGGUAUUUUGCUGCCGGUCUUGGCUAUUCGCUGUCCACCGUGAGCAAUGGACUGCGAUCUCUCGGAAUGGUGAAACAGCUCGGUCAGUGGCUCUCACAUGCAGCGACGGCAACCGGCAAAGACGACAGGACAUCUGCACUCAGCUGCUCUCCAGAAGCCGCAAAUUCGACUGGCUGGACACCAUUGUCACUGGAGAUGAAAAAUGGAUCCUCUACGUCAACCCCACCCCGAAAAGUGCGUGGUGCGCUGGCGAUGAAAUACCGGAUCUUUUCGUGAAAGGUGGAAUCCAUGAGAAGAAGGUCAUGCUGAGCGUCUGGUGGGUAGUUUAUGGAAUCUACCGUUUCGAAUUGCUGCCGGGCAACGCGGCAGUUACUGCCGAUGUCUAUUGCGCUCAACUGCAAAGACUGGCCGACAAGAUCCGCAAGGAGCACCCGAAGAAGACUUCCCAGAAAAUUCUGGAGCACGGAUGGGAAGUUCUACCGCAUCCACCAUACAGCUCGGACCUGGCCCCGAGCGACUAUCACCUCUUCCGAUCGCUUCAGCAUCACCUGGAAGAGAAGCGCUACGAUGAUCGUGACCACCUCGAAAAUGACCCUCGAGCUUUCUUCGCCUCCAAGACGUGGAGUUCUACGCCAAAGGAAUCAGUGAUCCUUGAAUCCAAAUCGCUUGAUAGCAUGCCUUGGAGGAUAUUUAGAGAUGAUAUGCAGCUCGUUGACGAGGAACAAGCGAAGUCUAUGCUUUCAUUGAACUCACAAAAAACGAAACUGUCAAGCUCGAACGCGAUUGCCCUUAAGCAUCAUGCUAUCAUCGGUGUGAACACACAUGCUACAUACCACAUGUACGAACAGAGAAGACCGAUCAAAUUCGCUAGGGCAGAUCUUAUCCUACUCAUGAGGAUCAAGCAAGCUGUACAUGACAAUCUCAACCCUUUCCUGGGGAUGGCAUUCAAUGAGAAGGCAGAAAUGUUGCUUUUUUGGAAGUUCUGCUCUAGAGGAACACUUCAAGAUAUUAUCUACAACGAUAAUUUUGUGUUGGAUGAAAAAUUCCACGGAGCGUUCCUGAGAGACAUCACACUUGGUCUGGAGUAUCUGCAUUUAUCGAAUAUCGGGUUCCAUGGUAGCCUCACCACGUGGAGUACCCUUAUAGACCGUAACUGGCUAGUCAAACUGACGGAUUACGGAAUCUCGGACGCCGUGAGGAGAUGGGUGAAGCAUGGUAGUAUCAACGAAGAAACGGUGAACGAUGGAGGAGAAAAGACGGAAGCUACGCAAAAAACAGCCAUCCUUUAUGUUGCUCCGGAAAUACGGCUUUCAAAUGAGAAGAACAAGAACCGACGUUUAGACCAAGCAUGGAUUGGACAGACUCUUGAGAAGAGACGAUCUGCAGAUAUUUACGCAUUUGGAGUGGUGAUGUACGAGAUACUCUUCAGGAAUUUUCCUUUUAGCGAUAAAACUGAUUUAAAUGAGAUGUCCACGAAAGCUAUGGAAGGAGAGAAGAUUUGUCGUCCACAAGUUCAGAAGGACAAACAGUUGCAUCCUGAUCUCCAGGCUCUUCUUCAGGAUUGUUGGCACGAUUCACCAGAUGCGCGACCCACUAUUCGUCGAGUGAGAUUGUCCACGGAAUCGAUACUGAAAACAAAAGGAAGUCUUGUCGACUCUAUGACUCGAAUGAUGGAGGAAUAUGCAAAUAAUCUGGAAAAACUUGUCAGCGAAAGAACGGGAAUGUUAGAGCAAGCGACAGUACGAGCCGACAAGCUACUCUCUCAACUUCUACCAAAGUACGUGGCAAAUGAGCUGAAGAAUGGCCGUCCUGUCCCACCAAAAUUGUACACAUCAGCCACCGUAUUCUUCUCUGACGUAGUGGGAUUCACGACGCUUUGCAGUUCAUCGAGCCCGAUUGAGGUCGUCAACUUGCUAAAUAGCGUCUACUCGGGAUUUGAUGAGAUUAUCAACAAACGUGAUGGCUACAAGGUGGAAACAAUCGGCGAUGCCUACAUGGUUGUGUCCGGUGUACCCGAAGAAAAUGGUAGACGGCAUAUCUGCAAUAUUGCUGAUAUCUCCCUUGAGAUCAUGGAGUUCCUCGUCACUUACCGUAUCCCACAUCGGAAAUCGGAGAGACUGGUCAUCCGUGUCGGUUUUCAUAGUGGAUCAGUGGCUGCUGCUGUUGUUGGUCUGAACUCGCCGAGAUAUUGCCUUUUUGGAGAUACAGUGAACUUGGCAUCACGGAUGGAAUCCACAGGAGAGCCAGGGAAAAUCCAAAUAUCACAAGAAUCGAAAGACCUUCUUGCAAAUGAUUAUCCAGAAUUCGUUACAGUCAAACGAGGAACCAUGGAAGUAAAGGGUAAAGGAGAGCGCACCACAUACUGGCUCCUAAGUAAGGAUCGUAGCUGCUUCAAUACGUAA
Molecule: messenger RNA, 3897 nt
Organism: Necator americanus (New World hookworm)
Lineage: Eukaryota; Metazoa; Nematoda; Chromadorea; Rhabditida; Ancylostomatidae
Exons: 31
Coding region: 1-3897 (1298 amino acids)
Biological process (GO): intracellular signal transduction; protein phosphorylation; receptor guanylyl cyclase signaling pathway
Cellular component (GO): plasma membrane
Molecular function (GO): guanylate cyclase activity; nucleic acid binding; adenylate cyclase activity
Source: RefSeq, a predicted model, not a curated record